AUGUAUUGCCAGAGUUGGCCAGGGCUGCCAAGGGGUGUAGAAUUCAAUCCCAGUGAUAGUGAUCUUCUGUGGCAUUUAGCAGCAGAAGUGGGGAGUGGUCUAGCUGAGCGCCAUCCAUUUAUCAACAAGUUUAUCAAAUUUGUUGAUGGUGAUAGACAAGGAUUUUUUUGCACUCGCCCUCAAGAUAUACCGGGUGUUAGGCAAGAUGGCCGUGCAUCAUACUUCUUCCAUAGAAGUAUUGAGCCGUACAACAAUGAGAAUGAUGCAAAUAACUGCUGGAAGAAAAUUGGAACCCCUAGAUCGAUCAUUCUGGAUGGAACACUGCGAGGUUGCAAAGAGGUGUUUGCCCUGUAUUCAGACAUGACGAGUGAUAAAAGCUCUCAGGAAACUGACUGGAGAUUACAUCAGUAUCAUUUGUAUAACACAGUGAAGGCAGAGUCAGAGAUAGUGGUCUCAAAAAUAUUUCUUGCAUCACGGAACAGUCUGUGUGAAAUGACUGAGGAAGCUCGUAUUGAAUCCGAUUGGUAUGUUUCCACACAAAAAGAUUCAAGCGUGGAAUGUGCCAAAGGUUUUAACCCUGAAAUCUGUACUGGGACUGAUGAGCUUGAUCAUAUACCUCUGAAAGAGCGCUACAGGAUCCUUCUAGCAGACAAAAGUUCAGGGCUUGCUACAGUAUCAGCCAGGAAAUCUAUAAUAAAUCAUGAGGGAACAACACACAAAGAAGAUAUAUGCAGCAUGUUGCAGGAAAUUUCUUCUGCACCUCCUAUUAUAGAGAGUAAUCCCAUGGAUGAUAACAGCAACAGGAGGUUACUUGGUGAAGAUCUUCCAGUGGAGGGUUCCGAAAACCAGAUAGGUGGCACUGCAACUUGUAUGAGUGAAAACAGUGAGCUGGUUGCAAGAAAACAGGGGGCUCAUCUGGCUGAUGUAAAACUGGAGCCUGCAUUAGAAGGUUAUGAGAUUGGCCCUUCUGAAUAUCGUCAAGCAAAUUCUGCUCAUGCCGAAGGCUCAGUACCAUCUUUAGGAGUAAAAGAUGAACUAACCGACUGUGAGUUGCCUGGCUUAUGUGAGAAUGUUUCUUUCAGUUCCAGACAACGCAGAAAAAGGAAAACAAGAUAUUCAACUGAAAAAAUGCUUGAAGAAGAUGCUUACACUGUCGAGGAGGGUGUUGCUUACCGUUCUCGUCGAAGGAGGAAGAAAACAGCCACGGAUUCAAUUGAAAAGGCACUUGAUGAAGAUGCUCCAGGGCUUCUACAGGUUCUUUUAAACAGAGGAAUAGCGGUUGAAGAAAUCAAACUUUAUGGUGCUGAAGAAGAUAAUGAAAUGAUAGCAGAUUCUACAGAAAGUAACUUUGAAGAUCUUGAAAACGUCAUUGCAAAUUCACGAUACCUUCAGUUCCGUGACUGUCCUGUGGAAUGGGGAUGGUGCAGGGAUCUGCAAUCCUUUAUUUUUGUAUUUAGAAGCCAUAAUAGGAUAGUUCUUGAGCGUCCUGAAUAUGGUUAUGCAACAUACUUCUUUGAGGUGGUCCAAUCAAUUCCAAUAGAAUGGCAGAUCCGUAGGCUGGUUGUUGCAAUGAAGCUUAGUGGCUGUGGAAGGACAGCUCUUAUUGAAAACAGGCUGUUACUGGUUGGCGAAGAUUUAACAGAAGGCGAGGCACAUGUUUUGGAAGAAUAUGGCUGGGUAAGAAACACUGGGCUUGGCACGAUGGUCAACUACCGUGAUCGUGUGGUCCAUGACAGGUGGACUGAGAAAUGUGUUGCUGAUUGGAGGGCGAAGAUAGGGAAGCUUCUAAUGAUUGGUUAUGCCGAGGGCCAAUCAGUCACAACUCAUGGUCCGAAGAAAAUAGUGGACCUGUUGGAAGCUACCGGGGAUGCUGAACUUGAAAUAAAGUUGGAGGAUCCUUAUUGA
Molecule: messenger RNA, 1905 nt
Organism: Miscanthus lutarioriparius
Lineage: Eukaryota; Viridiplantae; Streptophyta; Magnoliopsida; Poales; Poaceae
Source: the annotation of a GenBank genome assembly